AUGUCCUUCACAUCACUCACUGUAACCGCCAAAUCCCGACGUCAUCUCCGUUUUCGUACGAUAAAGGCCGAUUUCCCCGAGAAUACUCUGGCAUCGUUCGAAUCUGCUGCCCGAGCGGGCGCGGACGGCAUUGAGACUGACGUGCACAUCACAUCAGAUGAUUACCUCCUGAUGUUCCACGACCCUGAGCUUGGGAGAACGACUCAAGGAGGAAAAGGAAGUAUCAAUGCGCAACCUUACAAGGGAAACAUCGAGUUUCUGAAAACGAACAAGUUGCCCGAACAGCAACUUCCAACCUUUGACGAAACUAUCGAGUGGCUUGUCAAGCCCGAAAACCGGCACAUCACUUUGCAUCUUGAUCUCAAAGCCAAUAAUCCGCCAGAGAGGCUUUUCACUCUCAUGCGCAAGACUUUCUCCCGUUAUGUCGACUGGGAACAGAAUAUCGGCCCACGCAUCGUCCUUGGUAUUUGGCAUCCCGCUUUCAUGCAACAUGCAGUCAGAAACCUUCCACAGCUGAAGCGAUGCUACAUCGGAAUAGAGAUUACCCUCGCGUCGAACCCUACCUUCUGGGAUAACUGUCACGCAUUUUCGAUCGCAUAUCCAAUUCUUGCUACGUCCACCGGUCAAUCCUUCCUUAGACAGUGCAAGGAUGCGAAGAAAGAAGUCUAUACCUGGACGUUGAAUCGACAGGAGGAGUGGGUUGAGAGUGCAGGGUGGGGUGUGAAUGUUGUCAUGACGGACAAGCCCAUCGAGUAUUUGGCGUUUAGGAAAGAAAUGGAAGAAUCGAACCAUACAUUGCAACCUAUCGAUCCUUGGUUCGCCUGGAAAAACUGGACAUAUUACACCUUUGCCCAUUACGUUUACCGUUUAAUAAAAUGGAGGACACUCGAGCGUCUUGGAGGACCACUCAAGCCCUAUCUCAGUAACAGCAUUACUCCACCACGCAGAACUUUAAUUUCGAAGCAGGAGUGA
Molecule: messenger RNA, 972 nt
Organism: Cantharellus anzutake
Lineage: Eukaryota; Fungi; Basidiomycota; Agaricomycetes; Cantharellales; Hydnaceae
Product: PLC-like phosphodiesterase
Exons: 7
Coding region: 1-972 (323 amino acids)
Biological process (GO): lipid metabolic process
Molecular function (GO): phosphoric diester hydrolase activity
Source: RefSeq, a predicted model, not a curated record